AUGCUGUCUCACGCCGACCUCCUGGACGCCAGGCUAGGUAUGAAAGAUGCCGCCGAGCUUCUGGGCCACCGGGAGGCGGUGAAGUGUAGGCUGGGCGUGGGGGGCUCCGACCCCGGGGGCCAUCCGGGGGACCUAGCGCCCAACUCCGACCCAGUCGAGGGAGCCACUCUGCUGCCCGGGGAGGACAUCACCACAGUGGGCUCUACGCCGGCCUCUCUGGCGGUGAGCUCAAAGGACCCGGACAAGCAGCCGGGGCCCCAAGGUGGCCCGAACCCCAGCCAAGCAGGUCAGCAGCAGGGCCAACAGAAGCAGAAGCGCCACCGGACGCGCUUCACCCCGGCGCAGCUCAACGAGUUGGAGAGGAGCUUCGCCAAGACUCACUACCCCGACAUCUUCAUGCGCGAGGAGCUGGCGCUGCGUAUCGGGCUGACGGAGUCCCGAGUGCAGGUCUGGUUCCAGAACCGGCGCGCUAAGUGGAAGAAGCGCAAGAAGACCACCAACGUGUUCCGUGCGCCGGGGACGCUGCUGCCCACGCCAGGCCUGCCUCAGUUCCCGUCGGCCGCCGCCGCCGCCGCCGCCGCCAUGGGCGACAGCCUGUGCUCUUUCCAUGCCAACGACACCCGCUGGGCGGCAGCCGCCAUGCCGGGAGUGUCGCAGCUGCCGCUACCGCCGGCGCUGGGCAGGCAGCAAGCCAUGGCACAGUCGCUGUCCCAGUGCAGCCUGGCGGCCGGGCCGCCGCCCAACUCCAUGGGCCUGUCCAACAGCUUGGCGGGCUCCAACGGCGCGGGGCUGCAGUCGCACCUCUACCAGCCUGCCUUUCCCGGCAUGGUGCCCGCCUCCCUCCCCGGCCCCAGCAACGUCUCCGGCUCGCCCCAGCUCUGCAGCUCCCCGGACAGCAGCGACGUGUGGCGGGGCACGAGCAUCGCCUCCCUCCGCCGCAAGGCGCUAGAGCACACAGUCUCCAUGAGCUUCACUUAA
This is a messenger RNA of Physeter macrocephalus (sperm whale), 978 nucleotides long. It is a transcript of the gene OTP, whose product is annotated as orthopedia homeobox. Bases 1 to 978 code for a protein of 325 amino acids. Gene Ontology annotation, biological process: regulation of DNA-templated transcription; neuron differentiation. Gene Ontology annotation, molecular function: DNA-binding transcription factor activity, RNA polymerase II-specific; DNA binding. NCBI's taxonomy places the organism in Eukaryota, Metazoa, Chordata, Mammalia, Artiodactyla, Physeteridae. The record is from RefSeq and is a predicted model, not a curated record. The transcript has 3 exons.